This is a messenger RNA of Mugil cephalus (flathead mullet), 2825 nucleotides long. RefSeq lists its product as uncharacterized. The record is from RefSeq and is a predicted model, not a curated record. Lineage: Eukaryota; Metazoa; Chordata; Actinopteri; Mugiliformes; Mugilidae. The transcript has 2 exons. The coding region runs from base 426 to 2825 and encodes 799 amino acids.
GCCUCUAAGGCAUUUAUGUCAAUAAUCUUUAUUGUUUGCUUUAAAAGUAUAAAUUUAUAUAUGUUUCAGUUAUAAAUAUAGUAAAAACGUUAAAAUAGUUUGAGAAGCUUUUAUUUUGAAGGCAGACAUGCUAGCAACAUCACUUCCUUGUUUACGUUCUCUUCCUGGUUGCUCUGAGAGGGAAAACUGACAUGCUGUUCAGGCUCUGAGGCCUAUCCAUAUUCCUAUAUCUUCCACUUGGAAACAUUGUUCAGGCAACGCCUUUUCACCACUUGUCAAAUGAAGCGAGAGAGUAAAAAGUCAACUCUACCCGGACUCCUGUGUUCAUUGGCAAAGGUUUAGCUUGGUGUUUAACCAGAGUUGCUACACUCUGCAACAGAACACUACAGUGAAAAGGCGGCACUUGAUGUUCCAAAGUGUUGAAGAUGGCAAGCAACAAGUCAUCGGUGUCAAACGCCAAGAGCAACGCAACAUCAUCCUCAUCUAUGAGUUCAGCUCGCGCAAGAGCUAAAGCAGAAGCUGCUAAGGUGAGAGCAUCAUAUGCUAGCCAGGAGGCUAAAUUAAAACUGGAAAAGGCUCAAAACCAGCUGGAAACUGCUAGAAUCGAGACAGAGCUGGAGGUGCUAUCAUUAAAUCGUGAAGCAGAUGCAGCCAUUGCUGAAGCACAAGUGUUGGAAGAUGUAGCAGACAUGUGUGACGUACUGGGAAAUGUGAAAUCUGAGUCAGAAGAAGGGCUUAGACUGCAACGUACUCGGGAAUAUGUUCACUCCCAAAAUGGCCAGAAUCAUCCUACCUCUCCACCAGUACCAGUCCCACCUGUUAAUUCUCCAGACUAUACUGAAUCACAAGACAGUUUCAGAACGUGGCAUCCAUCUGCAAGCAUACCAGAAUUCCAACCUACUAAUAACAAGCCUAAAUCUGAAGGUGACGUUAAGACACAUCCACCCGUGCCAAACCUGUCUGAACCGAUCAAGCCAAAGACUGACGUCAAAAGGACAAACCCUCACACGUACGUACGUGCUCAGUCACAAACACCCCAACAUAUGUUUCCAGCUAGCGCAUCCCACCCCGCAGAGCCUCUGGCGCAGUAUUUGGCACGACGAGAUCUUGUUAUGUUAGGACUGUACCAAUUUGAUGAUAAGCUGGAGAAUUUCCGUGCAUGGCAGUCCUCAUUUACCAAUGCAGUGGCUGAAGUCCAACUUACAGCAACACAAGAGCUAGACCUCAUGACUAAAUGGCUAGGAAAAGAGUCUGGUGAACAAAUGAGGUGCAUACGUGCAGUGCAUGUGAACAGAGGUAUUGGACCAAUAGUAGACAAACUCCCAUAUGGACUCCAGGAGAAGUGGGUGUUAUCUGGGUCGUGGUACAAAGAAGAGAACAAUGGCUGCUUCCCUCCCUUUAGUUACUUCUGUAACUUUGUGUGCCAUGAGGCAAAGAAACGAAACGACCCCAGCUUUAUCCGUCAAAGCAGCGGCGUAAACCUCACAAAACCAGAAAGGUCACCUGUAAAGAGCUUUAACACCAACAAGCCUGUCACAGUUCACAAAACAGAUGUUUCUACAAUCAACAACGACCCUAACAAGAACUGCCCACUCCAUGACAAACCACAUCCACUUAAAAAAUGCAGGACAUUCAGAAACAAGUCCAUCGAUGACAGGAAGGCCUUUCUAAAACAGAAAGGAAUAUGCUUCAAGUGUUGUUCUUCAACUUCCCAUGUUGCCAAAGACUGCAAAUCUUCUGUGAAGUGCUUUGAGUGUGAAAGCACUUAUCAUGAUGCAGCCAUGCACCCUGGCCCACAACCUCAACCUAUCAAGGCUCCUCCACCGCUACAGGUAAACGGCGGGGAGGGAGAAGAUGGUUCUAAUGUAACUGAUGUUAGAACUAGCUGCACAGAGGUUUGUGGCUCAGGUCAGUGGGGUCGUUCUUGCUCUAAGAUCUGCCUAACAAUGGUCUACCCCAAAGACUCAAAGCACAAAGCUAUUAAAGCUUAUGUAAUCUUGGAUGAUCAGAGCAACCGCUCUUUAGCCAGACCAGAGUUCUUUGAGCUGUUUGAUGUGGAGGAUAAACCACUCUUGUACCAUCUCAGAACAUGCUCCGGCAUCAUGGAAACAUAUGGCAGAAAGGCGGAAGGAUUCCAGAUAGAAUCAUUGGAUGGCAAAGCUCUCAUCUCUCUUCCCCCACUCCUCGAGUGUCCUGAAAUCCCAAAUAAUCGAACUGAAAUCCCAACACCAAGUGCAGUUUUGCACCAGCCUCAUCUCCAUCACAUAGCCAAACACAUCCCCGAUCUGGACCCAGAAGCGGAGAUACUCCUGCUACUUGGAAGAGAUGUGCUCAGAGCACACAAGGUCAGGCAGCAAGUUAACGGGCCACAUAACGCUCCCUUUGCACAACGUCUCGAUCUAGGCUGGGUGGUGAUAGGAGAAGUGUGCCUAGGUAACGUGCAUAAAUCAACAGUUGACACAUUCAAAACUCAUGUGCUGGAUAAUGGUCGCCAUUCCAUUUUUCAGCCUUGUACAAGUUUCAUGCAGGUCAAAGAGUCACAGCCGAGCUUCAGCAAGCCUAACAAGGUGCCAGAGAGGAUGCUAGGAAGCAGAGUGUUCGACCAAACGGAACACGAUAACAAACCUGCUCCAUCAAUAGAAGACGUCCUCUUUCUAAAGAUCAUGGACACAAUUGUCCACAGAGAUGACAGCAACAGUUGGGUUGCCCCACUGCCAUUCAAAGAGCCACGACAGCGUUUGCCAAAUAACAGAGAGCACGUGGUCAAGCGGUUUGAAUCCCUGCAACGUCAAUUCAAGAGGAGACCUGAGAUGCAGAAACAAUAG